AUGUCCUUCUACUCAAGAUGUAUCCCUUCAAGCCCCUCACGUCUUUUCAAGAUCCAAGCGAGUAUAGCCACACACUUCCUUGCUCUAUUAAAUAUUGUUUUUCUGGUAUUGCCAGGAGUGUCAGGACCCCACGUGGGAUUUUUCUGGUUAAGAGUGGAAUAUAAUGGUCAAUCACAAUCGCAAUCUCAGUCCAUUCAAACUGCCAAAGGGGUGAACGUAAAUGGGACUGUAGAAGAAGAUGGCGAGAAUUGGUAUCUAGGUGGGUUUGGCGUAUGUAAGCUUGGUGAGAAAUGUCAACCUGGCCUGUCUCCCCCUGAUUAUUAUACUCCGAUACAACAAGUGUUGCAAUUACAUUUAGCUAUAACAGCGAUAUUUUUCGUGAAUUGGAUUUUAUCUUACGUUCUAUUCUCGUUCCCACAAUCUAUAUCUUCAAAGAGGUAUUCAACGUUAAUACCCCUCUUCGCACCGUUCUUCACUUGUAUCAUCUUCAUUGCCGAUCUGUGUGUAGCCCAUGCCUUGGAGAUUAAGGAGGGUGUAAAAGAGGUUGAAAAGAUAGAUGUGUUUUGGCUCGGCACAGUUGCCUUCGUCUUUUCCAUCUUAUGGUGUAUUUUUGCAGAACUAGAUGGGAUGUACAAGCGACAUGAUUUUGCGGAAUUCAACAAACCAAUUGUGGAGCCUGAACCUGAGAGGGGUCUUGCUGAGAAAGCCGUUCAUGGUGUUUACAGUCUAUGGCCAUGGCGUAGGGAAGAGAAAAGCAGAGAAAAUGGUAGGAAGAGGGAAGAUAAGCAUAAUCAUAGAUCUCGGAGUGGGAGUAAGGGAGCUAAGAGAAAAUCACACCAUAGGAGUCAAAGUAUGAAUAAGAGGAGUGAGACAGCGUAA
Kwoniella mangroviensis CBS 8507 is the source of this 879-nucleotide messenger RNA. RefSeq lists its product as uncharacterized. The transcript is spliced from 4 exons. The record is from RefSeq and is a predicted model, not a curated record. Lineage: Eukaryota; Fungi; Basidiomycota; Tremellomycetes; Tremellales; Cryptococcaceae. The coding region runs from base 1 to 879 and encodes 292 amino acids.